Messenger RNA from Cyphellophora attinorum, 1551 nucleotides. RefSeq lists its product as uncharacterized. The record is from RefSeq and is a predicted model, not a curated record. The transcript is spliced from 5 exons. The coding region runs from base 1 to 1551 and encodes 516 amino acids. Gene Ontology annotation, molecular function: zinc ion binding; DNA-binding transcription factor activity, RNA polymerase II-specific. Gene Ontology annotation, biological process: regulation of DNA-templated transcription. NCBI's taxonomy places the organism in Eukaryota, Fungi, Ascomycota, Eurotiomycetes, Chaetothyriales, Cyphellophoraceae.
AUGGUCGGCGUACCAGGGCGUAGUAAAGGCUGUCUGACGUGCCUCAAGCGAAGAUUGAAGUGUGACGAGACCAAGCCCACCUGCCAGAGAUGCGAGAAAUCCGGAUACGUCUGCAAGGGCUACGAGCGAAAGCUUGAUGUGCGAUUUCAUGCAUUCGGAAAAAGUAAGAGCGCUCCCGAGAAGACAGGCACGACCCAGGCCCAACAAAUAUCCAGUUGCAAGCCUGCAAUUCCGCCAGAUGUGAGCCUGGUGGCUUUCAAGGACAACAUCCAGUACUCGUUCCUCUUCUCGAAUCUCGUAUGGAGCCAUUAUGGCAGCCCGUGGUUACAGAGAUCUGCGUUGGGCAAGCUCGGCAUCCUUGCUCUCGAAGCAUGUCAGGCUUUCUCUCUUUGCGUCUUUGGCCAACAGCACCACCUGUCGAGUAUCGAGAUAGAUGGAGCUCAGCAUUACAGUAGCGCUGUUCGCAAAUUGGCCAUGCAGUUGCCCAACGUUGGCGCUCCUGGAAGCGAGGACCUUUUGAUCCCUAUCAUGAUCCUGCUCUUGCAUUCGUCCACAACCGUAACAGACCCGACGGCAUCGUCUUUCCAUGUGGCAGCCCUGUACAGGCUGCUGCAGAUACGAGGUCCUAAAGCCUUCGCAGCUGAACCACUCAGAAGUGCAUUUGAAAGCUGCAGAUCGACCCUAAUCGUCAUAGGACUAGUCACCAAGACUCGAACAUUCCUUGAAGAUCCGGAGUGGAUCAUGGGCCCCUGGUCGUUACCCGAAAGUCCAGGAAAGAAUGCACAGAAUCAACUUGUCGAUGUGCUCUCCCAUGUGCCAGGCUUCUUGCAGGAUCAAGCGCAUGUCUUCAGCACAGGCGAUAGACAGCUGCAACGAACGCUGAUAUGCAAGAUCGAGCGUCAGCUUUCAAUCACUUACUCCUGGCGUUGGGACUGGGAAGGAAAGCAUCCGAACGCAGCGCACGAAGUUGACCAUCUACGAGACUAUCCACUUCUCGGCCUCCUCAACUCCCGCCCGUUCACGAAGGUGCUCGUCUGCUCGAGUUGGCAGCAGGCUACAGAAAUCUCGUUGUACAACUCAGUGGUCCUCUGUCUACUCGGCAUCUUGUGGUCUCUGCAAUCUCCUGCAGCCAUCGCAGAAGCCACUCAAACCAAGAGAGAGUCGUCAUCGCCUCUGCUACUUCCCAACCAAAUCACCUCGCUCGAGCAGGUCGCAGUUGAAAUCUGUCGCGUCUUCGAAUACCAGCUAGCUACAGCUGCGCGCGUGCCUGACCAGCAGACGCUCUUCUGGGUACUUCCAGUCGGUCUUGCCGGUUUCGUACUGGAACACAAUGAACGGUACUCGGCUUGGGUGAAAGAAUUACACGACGUGGGUCAGACUACUCGUGGAUAUAGCGCUGGAGGCCUUGGAUAUGGGUCAAGCGUUUACAACAUCUUCAACACCAAAUGGGCUGCCGGCAGGAACGAUGGCCAACGGACGUUCGAGGGUCAGGACUGGGGCUAUAUUCCACCGAACGUGUACCAUGCUCUACCGAGCGAAGACCUAGACUGA